GCCGCCUUUUCUUUCUUCUCUAUUGCCUCCUACAAAUAAAAUCUCUGCACCUCUCUUCUCGUAGAACUUCUAAGGCUCGAGAUGGCAGAAAGAGGAGGAGAGCGAGGUGCAUUCCGCCGGGGUUUUGGUGGUGGCGGAAGGUCUGACCGUGGCAGAGGUCGCCGCCGCGGCGGUCGUAAAGAAGAGGAGGAAAAAUGGGUGCCGGUUACAAAGCUUGGGCGCUUGGUAAAAGCUGGAAAAAUCACUUCUUUGGAGCAAAUCUAUCUCCAUUCCCUCCCCAUCAAGGAGCAUCAAAUUGUUGAUCUCCUCGUAGGCCCCUCCUUGAAAGAUGAGGUCAUGAAGAUUACUCCUGUCCAGAAGCAGACUCGUGCUGGCCAGCGCACGCGCUUCAAGGCCUUUGUGGUCGUCGGUGACGGUAACGGCCACGUCGGUCUGGGCGUUAAGUGUAGCAAAGAGGUUGCCACCGCUAUUCGUGGGUCGAUUAUCUUGGCGAAAUUGUCCGUGAUCCCUGUGAGGAGAGGGUACUGGGGGAACAAGAUCGGGAAGCCUCAUACGGUGCCCUGUAAGGUUACAGGGAAGUGUGGGUCAGUUACAGUGAGGAUGGUGCCAGCUCCUAGAGGUGCGGGGAUUGUGGCGGCUAGAGUGCCCAAGAAGGUGCUUCAGUUUGCUGGGAUUGAGGAUGUCUUCACUUCUUCCAGGGGAUCUACCAAGACCCUUGGUAACUUUGUCAAGGCCACCUUUGACUGUCUCCUGAAAACUUAUGGAUUCUUGACUCCUGAUUUUUGGAGGGAAACCCGCUUUUCCAAGUCUCCUUACCAGGAGUACUGGGAUCUGUUGGGAAAGCCUACAAAAGCAGCCCUUGUUUUAGAGGAUGUGGAGAAUGCAACUGCUUAAUGGAUUUUUAUUUCAUGAGAAUUGAUUUUUAGGUUGUCAAGAAAGUGGACAAUGAAAUGUUCUCCUCUUACUCUCUAUGAGAUAUUUAGUACUUUAUUGUUAAUCAGCUUGUUAUUUUUCGGAUAAACAUGGAUUCUUAUU
Molecule: messenger RNA, 1035 nt
Organism: Rubroshorea leprosula
Lineage: Eukaryota; Viridiplantae; Streptophyta; Magnoliopsida; Malvales; Dipterocarpaceae
Source: the annotation of a GenBank genome assembly